Molecule: messenger RNA, 3256 nt
Organism: Triticum dicoccoides
Lineage: Eukaryota; Viridiplantae; Streptophyta; Magnoliopsida; Poales; Poaceae
Exons: 5
Coding region: 379-2865 (828 amino acids)
Biological process (GO): regulation of defense response to fungus
Source: RefSeq, a predicted model, not a curated record
CCCGACCCCCCUCCACCUCCACCUCCCUCCCUCUCCGCACUUCCAUUUUUCCUCCCGACCACCUCAACCAGCCCGCCCGCCCUUUCUCCUCUACCGUUCCCCGCCCGAAGCCUUCCUCCGUUCCCCGGAUCAGCCGGCUGCUUCUCCUGCUCCGUCUGCUGCCCGGGGCGCGGCGGCCGGGGUUACCGGAGGGGGUUCUUCGCUCUGCUCUCGCGGUGUUUGUCUGUUUGUCUGUCUGUGCGCCAGCACAAGUCCGGUGCUCCUUGGUGUCUGUCGGGCGACUCUCGGUCUCGUCGUUAAUGCGGCGGCGCCUGUGACCGGGAGACCGAGGAGGAGGCAAAGGGGUGGAGGAAGGACCCGUUUCUCGGACGACGAGGGAUGUCAGGAAUGGAAGGGGACGAGGCGGGGGCUGCGGCGGCGGCAGCGGCAAGGAUAAGGGUGGUGCGCUGCCCCAAGUGCGACAAGUUCCUGCCGGAGCUGCCCGCCUACUCCGUCUACGUUUGCGGCGGGUGCGGCGCCACCCUCCAAGCGAAGAGGAAAAACUCGGCUCAAGCUUUGGAUACCUCUGAUAAUGGAAAUAUGAAAUACCUGGAAGUACUGGAGACUGUGCCAGAGACAUCUGAAGCAACAAUGGCUGGAGCUAGCAUUGAAUAUAAAUCAGUACCCAACAGAAUGCCACCUUUGCACAGUAGAUCAGUUUACAGCCGUGAUAAUAGUCGGAUUGCAAGAGAGACAAGCACCUCCAGUGUCAAAGCUAACACGAGAGAUGAUGUCAGGGAGGCCAAGUACAUGCGCUUUCGUAAUGUGGAAAAUGGAGAGACUGCACAUCCUGUAAGAGCAAGAGGUGUAUCUGACAUAAGGUCAAGGUCACCAAUAGACAGUGUUCCACCCAAUGCAUGUCGAGGAGAAGGCCCUGCUGACCACCAUUUGAAGUCGAGGAACACAUAUUCCAACCGGGAGCAUGCCAAUGAUACAGACUUGGACGGUCCAAGCAGAGUCAGGGAUCUUGAGAAAGAUCGGGCCGAGCUGUUGAGGAUGCUUGAUGAGUUGAGAGACCAGGUGCAGCAAUCGUGUGAGGUGAAUGGGCCGGAUACAAGUGCUACAGUCAAUAGAGCAGCAGAUGCCUCAAGUUCAUACAAUAAUAUUCAUGAACGGUCAAGUCAAUUUAGGCAUGAUCCAUCUCAAUUGCAUCGGAAGGGUACUCAUCACUCUUCAUCCAUGAAUAUGCGGAAUCCUAGCGUUCCACAUGUCUAUGGUCCAUUGCCUGCACAGCAAAACCUUCAUGGAUAUGUGGAGCCUAUUCCACAUGCAAGAACCUCUAGCUAUCCUGCUGGCCCUUACCCAUGGAGAAAUUUCGAUAACUAUUUCUUUGGACAACAUGAUCCUGACCCUCUCCUCUCUUGCCACCACGAAGGAUUCUACCACCAGGCUGCCUGUUCUUGCUCACAUUGCUACCACCGGGAGUUCUUGCCUGUACAGGGAACCCCCCUGGGUUUCAGUGACCAGAGGGCACCGUAUCUUGUGAACAGUUACGGGGCCUAUCCUGUGGAUGGUCCCUUGCUUGGUCAGCAAAGGUACAAUUCAAGAGGUGCCAAUCCUUCCUUGCAGCAGCAUAACCUGAGGGCCAACGUAAGCAAGAAGCCUGCACAAACUUGUGAGCCAAUUGCCGGUGGUGCUCCUUUCACCAUAUGUUACAACUGCUAUGAAGUACUGCAGCUACCAAACAAACGCUCCUUGUUGGGAAAGGAGUAUAAAUUGCGGUGUGGAUCAUGCUCACACACAAUUGUAAUCAAGCUUGAUGGAACCAGGCUUGAUGUAUCAGAACUUGCGCCAAAUGCACAUUUAUCUCCUGCACCGCAAAAUGGCAUUGGUGAUAACAUGGCAGACAACUUGCGUGCUACUGCUGAUGAUAGGUUGCUUCCACCAUAUGCUUUUUCUGUAGCAAGCCAGCAAUCUCAGGAAAAGGAUAAACACUCAAAUUCAAGCGAAACAGACAGCAAACGUACCCCUCUGGGGACUAAUUCUGAGGAUAGUCCUCAAUCCAGGGAUCUUCCUGCUGAAGACAAUGUGAUUUCCCGCACACCGAGUUUACCACGUCGUGAUAACUGUGGAUUCUCACCAUCUGAAGGUUCUGGAAUAGGAAGCAGAAGUACCCGUUCUGAACAUGAAAAGGUUGUACUGUUAACUGAAACUUGCAAGCAGAACUCAAUCAAAGAUGUAUGUGUAGCAGACGAGACGCACUCGACAGAUAACGAGUUUGAUGAUCCUGAUUACACACAAGAUAUAUUAAAUGUACCACAAGAUCCUGGCCACACUAGGGCGACAAAGGUGGGUGAUUCAUUUUUCACCAAUCUUAUAAAAAAGAGCUUCAAAAUGAACAAUGGAACACGCAAUGGAAGAGCAAGGGUUUUUGUAAAUGGUUUCCCUAUCCCAGACCGUGCGGUCAGGAAGGCUGAGAAGCUAGCUGGGCCAAUAUAUCCUGGUGAUUACUGGUAUGACUACCGUGCUGGGUUCUGGGGUGUUGUCGGUCAGCCCUGCCUUGGCAUGAUACCCCCUUAUAUUCCAGAGUUUAAUUACCCUAUGCCCAAGAAUUGUGGUGGUGGAAACACUGGCAUAUAUAUUAACGGAAGAGAACUCCACCAGAAGGAUUUGGAUUUACUUGUAUCUCGAGGACUCUCUGAUUCCCCUGAAAGAUCUUACAUAGUUGAAAAUUCUGGGAAAGUUACGGAUGAAGCAUCUGGCGAAGAGCUUUAUGGCCUUGGCAAGCUUGCACCAACCGUCGAGAAAUUGAGGCGCGGAUUCGGUAUGCGUGUCCCCAAAGUUAUCGUGACGGGCCAGCACGGUACAAUCAUAACCCACGGGUAAGCUCGGGGAUGAAGAACCUGUGGUGUAGCUGCAUCCAAGAACAUGGAGAUUUGAAGAUCAAUUGUGGCAGUCUGGCAGAUCUGAUUUCCAGAAUUUGUUUUCAACUUCAGCCUAUGUGGAUGUGGCCUCCGAGUUCUUGUGCUUGUUGGAUUGUUUAUCCGAGGCCUCCUAUAGAGGCGUGCUUGUAAUUUUUCUACUACCUAGCUAGACGUUUUGAGUGAGAAGUUGGGUUGUUUUGUUUGUUUGCUUGUUACAUUUUCUUGACACACCAACCUUACCUACCUAAAGAUUUACUACCUUUCCAGUGUGAGUCGGCCGCAUCACCCUCGUGAAAAUGAGGGGAAGGAGACUGCACUGACUUCUAGCAUUUUGUUUUACAGGAUUAGUGUCA